Messenger RNA from Xyrauchen texanus (razorback sucker), 1299 nucleotides. Its product is annotated as cortexin-1. Bases 1036 to 1299 code for a protein of 87 amino acids. The transcript has 2 exons. Lineage: Eukaryota; Metazoa; Chordata; Actinopteri; Cypriniformes; Catostomidae. The record is from RefSeq and is a predicted model, not a curated record.
CUGGUGUUUGCAGCGGGAGCGCGCAGAGCUUAAACGCGCCCAAGUUUUCAUGCGAGUAACAGUGAGGAGCGGAUUCUCCAUAUAUAUCAAAUAUAACACCACACAGGGUGACAUCAACAAGAUACAACUGAUGAUCAAAGGCCAACAACAUCUGCAGUGUUGCUUCAACAAGACCUGAGGGUGUAAUUACUUUUGACUCAACCCUGUCCACCUACAUUUGAUCCUGGCCCUGGACUCCACAGUUCACCAGACAUUAAACCCACUCAAUCGAUUGUACCAACCUUACAAGACGUUUUCUCCAGACUCUAUUUGUGAAAACGCAUACAGAGGCACGCAAGAAGGAAGAGGUCAUCCCUGACUCAUCAAACUAAUGCACACCCACUGAAGCGACAGAAGCCCACUAAUCAAACUAUCGCUCUCGCCUCCACAACUGACUCAUUUAACGCUUGCAGCAGCCUCUCGGAUUCGCAUAUUGAUCCUAGUGCCAGGCUGAUCAGAUUAGUGGUUCAAUCUUCCUUUGUACACAUGUUUUGCCACUUUCAGCACAAGCCCAAAUUAGGAAAUGUGCUGUCAGGUCAGUUUCUUGUAGUUCCCUUUGGCGUAUAGCGCUAUAAAGCACAGAGAACACCACUAAGCCAUAUCCCAUCUGGAACCAAUUAGCCCCGAUCCCCGCAGCGAAGAGCAAACAGGCUUGAGUCCUCCGCACACGUUGAUGUUUUUAUUCGUUGUGGCAGACUGUUGUGUCAUGUCACAUCUGACACCACAGCGUUUGAGGGUCAGAUUGGAUUUGGCAGGUUUAAAAUAAACAGGCCUGUCAUUUCAACCCCUCUAGGAGCAGAAAGGUCCUGGACGCAUCCGGAUUGCUCCACUUGUGUCCAGAUUCGUGUCCGUCACAGUCGAGGGACGGGAGCACUCCCUGGGUUGACUUCGGCCACUUUUGUCCACUUUGAGGUUUGCUGUGCCAAUCUGGCCAACCUGUCCGUUCACCCCACCCUCCAGACAGCUUCCAAGUUCUGCCGUCGCCCUCCUUGGAGGAUGAGCGACGUGUCCACCCUGGACUAUGAGCUGCUCUCACCGGGGCCUUCCUUUUCAGGGGCCCCAAGCAGCCCAUCACUCGGCGGAGAUACCGAGCAAAGGACGGCCUUCGCCUUUGUGGGUCUCUUGAUGGUGUUUUUGAUCUUUUUGUUGGUACGAUGCUUCCGUAUAUUGCUGGACCCCUACAGCCGAAUGCCUGCGUCCUCUUGGACUGACCACAAGGACGGGUUCGAGAGGGGCCAGUUCGAUUAUGCCCUGGUGUAG